CGGGACGAGGCAUUCUGCUCCAAUCAUGUCCGCCCGAACACGAGUAUGUUCGUCACAGCUCAACACGCAUCACCAAUUCGCCGCUAACUCCAGCAACGCAAGAUGUUGCCCCGCCUGCAUGUCGCAAAUGCUUCGUCGAACCUGGAUAGCACCUGACGAUGCUUGAGGCGCGGCUUGCCGUCCCUUCUCUAAAAAAGAGUAAUGAGGGGCGGCGCGCGAAGGGCCUCUGGUAGUAUUAAUAUCGCUGCUGGCUAUCAAUGUUGCGCAUCGCAACCUUUCACCUACAGACUCGUGGUCGCGUGCCUUUCCACUCUCGUUCCUCAGCUCGCUAAUCCACCAACCUUAGCUUCACAAGUUGGCUUGGCGACUCCGAUUCCUUCACGAGUCGUGAUGCCACUCCGCAACCCCCUCCUCGCUGCCCCCCUCGUCCUGCUCGCCCUGCUCCUCGCUGCUGAAGGGGCUCGUUUGAGGCACGUACCCCGCCCACGGAGGAUGCUCCAGUCGCUGGGGACAUGCUCCGAGCAGCACGGAGCUACUAUGCUCAAAACGUGUGUGCUUCUAUCGGUGUCUGACCGAGGCGCGGAAUGGCAGGAUGCGCGUGAGACGGAACAGGGUUGCAGCGCGCGCUCGGGUCCCAAGGAUAAUACAUGUGACACGGGGAUUGACACAUGCAACGAGCUGUAACUUAGCGCUGCAACGAGGCAGACUCCACCUUCCACCAGGCUCACUUCUCGCCAGAUUACUGCAUUCAACCAAGCAGUCAAAGAAAUGCACUGCACCGUAUCUGCAUCUAGCUGCCUGUCAGAAGGGUCCCUUAACCCUCUCAGGUUGAUUUUGCACUACUGUAAGCUGCAUAACAUUGAAUUUAAUACCUUUCAGGUU
This is a messenger RNA of Closterium sp. NIES-67, 882 nucleotides long. The record is from the annotation of a GenBank genome assembly. Lineage: Eukaryota; Viridiplantae; Streptophyta; Zygnematophyceae; Desmidiales; Closteriaceae.